AUAAAAAGGAAAGCUGCAAAAAAACGGGAGGGAAAUACUUUCGGUAUUGACUGAGAGGUUUUAAUAGCCGUUGAUGCAUGUCAGAAAACAUAAGUUUUAACAUGCCGGCCCCGUGUUUUGCAGCAAACGGAAAAACUGCUGCGGACCUGAGGCUGCGAUAGGCAGAGACUGAGACACGGCGUGUAUUUCCUGGGAAGGACUUUUGACGCUGGUGGAGUACUGGUUUCAGGCAGUAUAAUUGCUGCAGUUACACGAGAAAUGCUGAAAACGCGUUCAGAGCUUCAUGUUCAAAAACAAAGUUGCUGGAAAAGCUCAGAUAUUAAUUAAAAAUAAUUUGCAGACCAGGAUCACAAAGCAAGUUCUCCAUUAAGCGGAGUGAUCAGGAUGACUCUUUUUUUUAAUGACCCCCACAGGACCUUUCGUGAUCUAAUCCAGUAAGAGUGUGAGCUGCUACAAUGCACGUGCUAGUAAAAGUGGGAAUAAGAGGACAGAUGAGAUGGCUGCUUGGCUGGAGCUAUAACUUGAUGCCUCAGGAAUCUAAACCUUUUGAGACUGUUUGUUUGUUGGUUACUGGGUAAGGUAGGACAUGCACAAGCUUGACCAGUAGUCCUGGGCAGAGCUGGGACAGAUAUUCUUGAUGCUUUUGCUUGUUCCACUGGUGAGGAUUUAAACUCGUAUGACAGGGGAAUGGGAACCAAAGUAUAGCUUUAGCAGUAAAAGACUCAGAUCAGCAAAUGGGACGUGAAAUUAGUUCAUGAUGUUGUCGGUGGCUGAAAGAUUAAAAGAAAGAAGGAUUAAUCAAGAUCAAAUCUCUUUUCAUACAUCAGUCCUGUGAUCCCAGGAAUUGGUCUGGUGAACCGUCUUUAUGAUCAUUCAGUAGCCAAAGCAUCCCUCCUUUGGAAAGGAGAACAAAGGUGCACUCUACUCCAGGUGUGGUCUCACCAAGGCCCUUAGAGAAAGACAUCCCUCUUCCUGUACUCGAAUCCUCUCACAAUGAAGGCCGAAAUAUCAUUUGCAUUCUUCACUACUUGCUGCUGCCAGUUUCCUAAAAGAGAACAGGAGAGAAACACGGAACAAAAUGGGGUCAGACACUGGGGUAACAUUGUUGAACACACUGUCCCGACUGUAUCGGUGCUGGCCAUCAAGCACCUAUUGAAGCUAGGCCCGUUUUCUGGCACUCGGUGUGUAACCUAUAUUAUGGUGCAAUGGAUGAUCAUCUCAACACUUCUUCAAGAUUGCAAUGGUUCCUGCAUCUAUCACCAUUUCAGAUGCUGCCAGAUCUGCUGUGUAUCUCCAUCUUUUUCUGUUUUUAUUUCAGAUUUCAGGUAUUUUGCUGCGUCUUAGUCCUUCAGAAGGAUCAGAGGGUAUGGGGAGAAAACAGGAAUUGGAUUCAUUUUCAGAUGUAUAAAAUGCCUGUCCUGCAUGUCUGUCCAAACUAUCUCUUUUUGUAGUUUUGGGCAAACACUGACAGUUUCCCUUCCCUGAAGGACAUUUAAUGAACCAAUUCAGUUUUACUGAUAAUCCAGCUGUGGCCCUCAGUGUUGGAUCCACAAUUGACCAGAUUAAUUUCUGAGUUUCACAAUCUUUGUGUGUGUGUUCUUCUUCUGGUUUCUCUCUCUCUACUUUUCUGUUUGAAAUUUUGAUUGCAUUCAGAGAAAUCGAACAAAACCACAUCCAGAUCUGACACUGCAAUCUGUUGUCAUAACCUAAUUAUCUCAAGAUUUUGAACAUUGAAGGAAGAAGCACUGUUCACACCAGGGAGAAAUGCGUAUUGUCCGUGUGUCAGAGUCUGUGAAGAUUCAUCUGAAAUGUUCAAACACCAGUGCAGUCACAGUGGGGAGAGACUGUGGAAAUGUGGGGAUUGUGGGAAGGGAUUUAUUUACCUAUCCCAGCUGGAAAUGCACCAACGCAGUCACACUGGGGAGAAACUGUUCGGUUGCUUUGAUUGUGGGCUGGGAUUCACUCAGUCAAACAACCUGCUGAAACACCAGCGAGUUCACAGUGGGAAGAGACCGUUCACCUGCUCUAUUCGUGGGAAAGGAUUCGCACAGACAUCUCACCUGCUGAAACACCAGCGAAUUCUCACAGGAGAGAGGCCAUUCACUUGCUCUGUAUGUAGGAAAGAAUUUGCUUUGUCAUCCAGCCUGUUGACACAUCAGCGAAUUCACAAUGGGGACAGACUGUUCACCUGCUCUAUUCGUGGGAAAGGAUUCGAUUUGUCAACCAACCUGCUGAGACACCAGCAAGUUCACACCGAAGAGAAAUCAUUCACCUGUUCUGUGUGUGGGAAAGGAUUCACUCAGUCAUCCUCUCUGCUGGAACACCAGCAAGUUCACACUGGGAAAAGACCGUUCAUCUGUUCUGAAUGUGGGAAAGGAUUCACUCGCAAUUCUAAACUAUUGGUACACCAGCGAGUUCACACUGGAGAGAAACCGUUCACAUGUUCCGAGUGUGGGAAGGGAUUUGCUCACUCAACCAACCUGCUGAGACACCAGCGAGGUCACUCUGGGGACAGACAAUUCACUUGUUCUAUGUGUGGAAAGGGAUUCACUCAAUCAUCCAAACUGCUAACACACCAGCAAGUUCACCACAACCACAUUUGAAGGAUUUUGCUUUUAAAUCAAGGAACUUUGAUCUUUGGCCUGUUUGUACUUGUGUCAUUCGUCCCUGCUCAAAACUUGAUCUUCUCUUGGGAAAUAAGGUAGGGCAGGUGACUGAGGGGUCAGGGGGAGAAAUAUUUUGGGGCCUAUGAUCAUAGUUCUAUUAGUUUUAAAAUAGUUAUGGAGAAGGAUAGACUUGGUCUAAAAGUUAAAGUUUUAAAUGUGACUAAGGCUAAUUUUGACACUAUUAUGCCCCUUAAAAGCACAGUAAGACUGCCUAUGUAUGGGAAUGCGCAAGAUGGGUGAGAUACAAAACAAGUAUUUUACAUCAGUAAUUACUGUGGAAAGGGAUAUGAAAGCUAGAGAACUUAGAAAUGAAUGUGUAUCUUGAAAAGUUCCAUGUUGUAGAGGAGGUUGUGCUGGAUGCCUUACAGACCAUAAAAGUGGAUAAAUCCCCAGGACCUCUUCAGGUGUAUUCUCCAACUUUGUGGGAAGUUAGGCUUGCGAUUGGGCCCCUUGCUCAGAUAUUUGCACCAUUGACAGUUGUAGGUGAGCUGUUGGACGGGAGGUUGGCUAAUGUGGUGCCAUUGUUUAAGAAAGGUGGUAACAUAAAACCAGGGAACAAUAAACUUUUGACGUCAGUUGUGGGUAAGCUUUUGGAGGACAUUCUGAGGGAUAGGAUUUACAUGUAUUUGGAAAGCAUGGACUGAAUGGGGAUAGUCAACAUGGCUUUGUCCACAGGAAAUUAUGUCUUACUAACUUGAUUGAGGUUUUUUUUUGAAGAAGUUACAAAGAAGAUUGAUGGCAGACUGGUGGAUGUUUUCGAUAUGGAUUUCAGUAAGUAAAAUUCCGCAUGGUAGACUGAUUAACAAGGUUAGAUCACAUGGAAUCCAGGGAGAGCUGGCCAUUUGGAAAGGCCUUUGACCUGCAGUAUGCUGCAAGGAUUGGCACUUAGUAACUAUAAAUCCUACAUUCACAUCCAAAUCAUCUUUAUAAAUGACAGAAAGGAGUGGACCCAGCUCUGAUCCUUGCGGCACACCACUGGUCACAGGCCUCCAGUCUACAAAGCAACCCUCCACCAGCACUCUGUCUUCUACCUUCAAGUCAGAUCUGUAUCCAAAUGACUGGUUCUCUCUGUAUUCCAUGUGAUCUGACCUUGCUAAUCAGUCUACCAUGAGGAGCCUUGUCAACUGCCUUACUGACAUCCAUAUAGAACACAUCCACCUCUUUGCCCUAAUCAAUUCUCUUUGUUCCUUCUUAAAAAAAAUCAAGUUAGUGAGACAUGAUUUCCUACACACACAUGCAUGUUGCCUAUCCCUAAUCAGUCCUUCCCUUUCCAAAUAUUUCAAGUACUAUCCCUCAGGAUUCCCUCCAACGACUUGCCCACCACUAAUAUCAGGCUCACUGGCCUAUAGUUCCCUGGCUUUUCCUUACCACCUUUCUUAAAUAGUGGCAUCACACUAACCAACUUCUGGUCCCUCAUCUGUGGCU
Molecule: messenger RNA, 4091 nt
Organism: Stegostoma tigrinum
Lineage: Eukaryota; Metazoa; Chordata; Chondrichthyes; Orectolobiformes; Stegostomatidae
Product: zinc finger protein 623-like
Exons: 4
Coding region: 1809-2603 (264 amino acids)
Source: RefSeq, a predicted model, not a curated record